Plasmodium vivax (malaria parasite P. vivax) is the source of this 3252-nucleotide messenger RNA. RefSeq lists its product as hypothetical. The coding region runs from base 1 to 3252 and encodes 1083 amino acids. The transcript is spliced from 2 exons. NCBI's taxonomy places the organism in Eukaryota, Apicomplexa, Aconoidasida, Haemosporida, Plasmodiidae. The record is from RefSeq and is a predicted model, not a curated record.
AUGCUGCGAAACGCGGGGAAAGCCUCCGCGACCGCGUCAGAGGAAAAGGCAAAGGAGAAGAACAAAAUUUAUAACAGACGAAUAGAUAAGGAAAUAAAAAACCUGAAGGAGUCAAAACUUCUGCAUAAUAAUAAUGUGUACAUCACGGUUAGUCAAGCGGACGGGGAGGAGCAAAAAAGGGAUGAUCGUGUCUUAGGAGAUAGCUUGGACGACCAGGAGAGGAACAAACACUUGUUCCUACUAGAAACGUUUAGUGAAGAAUAUUUCCAAAGGGACAAUUUUUUUCUGAGCAAUUUUACGAAGCAUAUAAAAAUUGUAAAAGAAAAGAUAAACGGUGGGGUGUAUCCCACGAAUGGUCAUGGGAGUAGCAGCCGAUCCAUCCUCGGAGAAUUGGAAAAGUACGAAGAGUAUAAAAAUAAUUUGUGUCCCUUUUUUGGCAUCUACGAGACGCUAAAUUUGGAGAGCAUCUUCGAAAGCUUCCAAAACUUCUUAAGCGAAAUUUCCUUUUUUAUGCCCAUUUUUGAAACGUUUAAAAAUGGCUUCAUGAGGGAGCAGCGCAUCUUCGGGGGGAUGAGCGAGGAGGACUGCGCAGAGGAGAAUCUCCCAUGGGAAGGGCGUCAAAGCAGUGAAUUUUCCUUCUUCACCAACACCUUCUUCGAAAUUAUAUACAAAGAUUUCACCACCCAUUUGGUAGCGAUUCAAAGGGAGGUCACACUUAAGUUACAGAAGGAUGAAGCGUACGAAGAGAAAUCCUUUUAUGAGAUUUUUUCUCAUUUCUUCCAUAAAUACUAUAGCAUCAAAGAAAGUGCUGUGUUUUCAUUUUUCCUUUUUGAAGACUACCCGUUUAGCAAGCCGUACGUCAACAUAGACACCCUGCCCUUUUGCUUUUUUAAAAAAAAAACACACACAAAAUUGAAGGGAGAUAAAUAUAAUCAGAAAAACAUACUCAACAUUUUACUCCCCCAAAUGGAGAAGGGAUGGAUCCCAAAAAUUACCAUCGGGAAUUUAUUCGAAGAAUGCCAAAAGCUUGUUCAUGUAAUUUUUUUUUUUUAUCAGUACAAAGUGUACCUUUUUUUUUAUUACCUGAUGAAGCAUAAAAUAUUUGAAUUAUUUCUCAAAGGAAACUGCAAGGUCAAUUUGGAGACGUACCCCCUCGUCUAUGCCUACGUAGCUGCGGUUGAUAAAAAGCUAGUUACACAAAAAAGAGGAAGGAAAAAAAAUUAUUCCAAUUUGCUCUACAGCAUUGAUAACUGCGAAUGCAUUAAUCAAGAUUUCCUUUUGUAUAAACUGCUUUACAAUUAUAAAAAGGUAAAGAGGAAGUUGGCUAGUCAUGUUCUGGAUGAUGGAGGGAGGACUCCCCUUACGGGUCACCUAAUGCAGAUGAGAAAAAAAAGAUAUGAAUAUUAUAUGUAUUUGUUUUUCCUUCUUUUCAUUUUUUUCCUCCCCCUAUUUGUUAAAAAUGUGUUUAUAUACCAGACGGAGGAAAUUCAGCACUAUCUGCAGAACGCGGGGAACAGCGGGCUUGUUCACGUUGAGAAUGUGGCUAGUGACACCCAGGGGGGGGGGAACCAUCCACUGUUCUGGGUCUACAUGGGAGGAAUAAGCAGGGUGAGCUCCACAUGGGGUGACGAUGUAAGGAAGGCCCAUCCCGGUGAGGGGGCACACACAGCACGUGGAAACACGGACAAGGAGGAAGCGACCAAACCGGGGGAUAGCCCCGUAGGAAGUAGUGACAGCAGGGAGGAGGAGGGCCAACAGGGAAGAGUAAUCAGCUCAGCGGCGAGGACGCCACACGACGGGAGGAGCGGCCCCCCCCCAAGGGCCCUCGCCACCGCGCUGCUAGCCAUCUCCGAGUUCCUCCUGUUCACACUGGGGGUGAUCUACAAUUUGCGCCUACUAAAAAAGAGGACGAAACAUAGCAACCAGGUGUUAAACAUCUGCUCGGCCAUGCUAAUCCUGUACAGCCCAAUUUUCAUUUCGAAGAAUGCCAACUACGUAAGGACCCUAUCCCUGGGUUUGCUAUUCUGGGCCAUCAACUUAAUUUUGCAGAAAAAAAUGUACCUGUCCAUUUGUGUGUACUUUAUAGCCACCUAUUUUGACCUCCGCAAUUUGAGCUUUUUCGUCUCCUUUCUCUUUAUCUAUGUGUACAUUAGCAGCAUGUAUGUAAGGAGAAGUGGCAACAGGGUGAAGACCUCUCUUAAAAAUUGGUGCCACGUUUGCAGGCAUGUACUCCUCUACGUGCUCUCCUUCGCUGUUACCACGUAUAUUUUAUUUUACCUUUUUUCCACUGACCAAGUUGGAUGGGUGGACAUAGCGAAGCGGUGUGUUAAUUUUUUGAGCACCUAUUUGGAACACACGGGAGAGGCCUUUACGAGAAGCCACGCCGCCUUACCCACCCGAGCAGCAACCGGGGGGAAUGGAAGUACACACUCGGGAAGAAUCGCAACCGGGGGGGAUAUCUCCCUCAUUGGGAAUUCCCACCGCGCGCAAAUUUUUUUCUUGGCCCUUAUCCCCCACAUGUUGAGCGUCCUCCUUAAUUACCUCCUCGUCGUGAACACCAUCGCGAAGCUGUACGUCUCCCUAUCCGUUUCCUGCAUCAUGUUUGUCUUCACCUCCUGGGGGGACCCCCACUCAUGCGAUUAUUACUUAACCGCGUUGCAAAUUUUUCAGCUCCUUUUCAUUAACGUCGUUCGAAGCUCAAGCAUACUAUUGAAUGUCCUCAUUUCAUCCUUCAUAGUUUUGACGAGUGAUCGUUUUAAUGUGUACCUCUUCUGUCUGACCAUCUUCCAUUUUGCCUUUCAUAUUUAUUUAAUGUUUCCCUGGGUGAAUUUCCUCCCCAAUGUUAAUUACCAUUUUCGUGUUUGCCUACAUUUGGUGAGUCAAUUGUGCAGGUACGUUGUGUGCAACUUGCACCAUUUGUAUGAAACGAGCAUAAAAGAUAUUGCCCUCUCCUUUGUGGUCAUGCUUUUCCCUCACUCAUCCGCCAUCGCGCCACUGCAUGAGAAGAACACUCGAGACAUCAUUCGGCGGAAGGAAAUGCAGCUGAAGAUUAUUUUUUGCUUGUGCUCCCAUUUGUCUCGCGACUGUUUGCACCUCCCCCUGACGGGCUUCUCCCUGGCGCUUUUUCUGCUGCUCGGCUUUCUGCGGGUGCUCUACACAAAGCGGAAGCAGUUCAGAAAGCUGGACUUCCUGAGCAUCCCCCAGUCUGCCUGCAAGAGGGCCUUCCCGCUGGAGCGACCCAAGAAGUUGUGA